Messenger RNA from Oncorhynchus kisutch (coho salmon), 3807 nucleotides. RefSeq lists its product as uncharacterized. Bases 504 to 1748 code for a protein of 414 amino acids. The transcript has 12 exons. NCBI's taxonomy places the organism in Eukaryota, Metazoa, Chordata, Actinopteri, Salmoniformes, Salmonidae. The record is from RefSeq and is a predicted model, not a curated record.
AAACGCACCCAGUGCCUACAAGUGUGACGUACUGGAUAAGCAGUUCCUGUAUUAACCUUGCUAUUCGGGAUGCUUGGGACGUCCAAACGCUGACGUUACACCAUUAAAGUUUACAUUUUAAAUGGUUAUGAUACUUAUUUUUACAGAUCAAUGUUAAGGUAAGGGUUAUGGUUAAGGUAGGGGUUAGGGUUUAGAAUGUGGACGUCCCAAGGAUCCUCAACAGCACUAAACCUUUCUAUACUGUCUUUGGUUUUGCUUUCACUUUACUAGAAAUCAUGUCAGUACAAUUUCUGGUAAAGGACACCGAUAAUGUGCUGUUUUUGACGUCCAACUCAUCCAACCGACAGUCAUUGCAUUAAAAAUACAUCUAAACCCUGUGACGGUUUCGUAUGGCCUGUCUGAUCUUGGCAGCGUGAUAAAGUUCGAUAUUAAACAGCAGCAGGUCAGAGCAGCUGGGAUCAAAUCCUAUUUUCCUACAGCAGCAUCAGUGUGAAAGUACAAGUAUGAGUCAGGCAAGGACAAUGAGUUUGGAAGAGCAAAUCAGGAGCCUCUCACCAGUUGCAGCACAUGCCCUGGCAAUUGCUGAAAUUACAGAUGACAUUGACAUUCAAGAGUUAACAAGAGCAGAUCUAAACGAACUUCUGCCAGGCCUUCAACAUUUAAAACUUAGAAAGAAGAUCCGUGAACUUAUAAAUACAUCUAAACAGAACACAGCUAAACCUAUUACUUUAGUUCUUAACAAGCUAAGGGAAUUCCUUCCGGUUGAUGUCAUGGAGAAUGCACUUGUUCCCGGGGGAGUGUUACAUGGCUACUUCCCUAUUCUUAGAGAUUUGGAGAAGCAGCUGGCCGAAGCCCUCUACUUCAUUCAGGCACACGUUGGUUUGCUCGAGAGCUACAUUGGAGAAGAGUCCAUGGAGGCUCAGAGCAGUGCUGCAUCUCCAUCAGUUGACUCUGCUACAGCAGGAAACCAGCCAUCAAAUGUUGAUGUCCAGAAAACAUCUGUUAAUCGCACCUCAGGAUCAUCAGCCUCAUGUGCCGCUGACAGCCAGCCCAAACAAUACAGAACAGAAGUGUCUGGUGCGCCGAACAGACCCACCUUCAAAGAAACUCAAGAUGAGACCUCAAUGUCACACACUCAUACUUCAGGAGCAGCUGGUGCUGACACCCAUUUUCAAAAAAGUAUAACGGAUCCUUCUCAAAUUUCCACUGAUAGUGGGCACGAUGCACGAUGCCAUCAAGAGAAAUCAAGGUCUGCAGACCAUCUAGGAGCAGGAGAUAAGAUGUCCUCAUCUUGGUGGCAUUUUAGAGCAACUGAACCUCUAAAUAAGAAACAAGCAGUUAAAGUCCAUUCACAAGUCUGUGGAAAAACCCUGAACACUCACCUUGCACUCAUGAAACAAGUGGAUGAUCUGGCAGUAGGACUAAAGCGAGAGGAGACCAGACCAGAAGACUGCCAAGUCAUAAUAGCCUUCUGUCCUAUUACAUCUCGUGUGGGAACAGACAUUGAUGUCGCCAUGAGCAAAGUUCAAAGUAACAAAGAUGUCAUUCUAGUGGUGAUGCACCAUACUUUUGAUCACUGCUUUGUCACAAGCCAGAGAUCUGCAUCUCACUACAUAAACAUAGUGGAGGAAGUUAAUGUUCUCUUCCAUGACUCUAUGGGACUUCUGCGUUGUGAAACAAAUGAUAAAGCAGUGACUCUCAUACACAAGGCCUUACAGAAAUACAGCAGCACUACUUACAAACGUUAAGUGCCCCCUGGUGGCAACAAAGUAGUGUCUGAAGUUUAACACGCAAACAUGAUUUAAAAACCUCAUUCUACCAUUCAAGGCGUUGGUAAUUCAUUCUAGUUCAGAAUAAAGCAUGUCAAUCUGUGUAGUCAACCAAAUGAAUGACUGUUGAUACUCAAGCAGGACUAAAUUAGAUGUCUCACUGUAGAACAGCUGGUGUAAGGGAAUCUUUGCAGUGGCUGACCUCCAAGCAUGCCCUCUUAACACUACCAAUCAUGUGGGAUGCCUCGUGUGAAUUUCAGCUUUUCCUUAUUUUGGUAUUAGAAGCACUUAAUGUUGUUGGAUGUACUUUAAAAAAAUGCUUGUCUAUGUCACUACUCAAUCAUAAGAGAUUGAAAAGUUGUAACUACAGUAUCAUUAAAUUAUUUAUUUUGCUUACAGAUGUCCUAAUCUAUGAAAAUAAUUCAGAACAAGUAAGAAAGUGUUACAUCAAAUAACUUUGUAAGAAUGACAUUGAUCUGUUUUUUUCCCCAAACUGUGAUAAACAGUAUAUUCAGAUCCCUUGACUUUUUCCACAUUUUGUUACGUUACAGCCUUAUUCUAAAAUGGAUUAAUCUACACAAUACCCCAUAAUGACAAAGCUAAAUGUUUAUUAAAUAACGGAUUAUAUCACAUUUACAUAAGUACUCAGACCCUUUCCUCAGUACUUUGUUGAAGCACCUUUGGCAGCAAUUACAGCCAAGUCUUUUUGGGUAUGACGCCACAAGCUUGGCACACCUGUAUUUGGGGAGUUUCUCCCAUUCUUCUCUGCAGAUCCUCACUCUCUGGUUGGAUGGGGAACGUUGCGGCACAGCUAUUUUCAGGUCUUUCCAGAGAUGUUAGAUCGGAUUCAAGUCCGGGCUCUGGCUGGGCCACUCAGGACAUUCAGAGACUUGUCCCAAAGCCACUCCUGUGUUGUCUUGGCUGUGCUCUUAGAGUUGUUGUCCUUUUGGAAGGUAAACCUUUGCCACAGUCAGGCCCUGAGCACUCUGGAGCAGGUUUUCAUCAAGGAUCUCUCUGUACUUUGCUCUGUUCAUCUUUCCCUCGAUCCUGACUGGUCUCCCAGUCCCUGCCACUGAAAAACAUCCCCACAGCAUGAUGCUGCCACCACCAUGCUUCACUUUAGGGAUGGUGCCAGGUUUCUUCCAGAUGUGAUGCUUAGCAUUCAGGCCAAAGUGUUCACUCUUGGUUUCUACAGACCAGAGAAUCUUGUUUCUUUAUGGUCAGAGUCCUUUAGGUGCCUUUUGGCAAACCUCAAGCAGGCUCUCAUGUGGGCUGCCUUUUACUGAGGAGUGGCUUCCAUCUGGCCACUCUACCAUAAAGGCCUGAUUGGUGGAGUGCUGCAGAGAUGGAAAACCUUCCAGAAGGACAACCAUCUCCACAGAGAAACUCUGGAGCUCUGUCAGUGAAAAAUCGGGUUCUUGGUCACCUCCCUGACCAAGGCCCUUCUCUCCUGAUUGCUCAGUUUGGCCGGGCGGCUCUAGGGUUUUGGUGGUUCCAAACGUCUUCCAUUUAUGAGUGUUGGAGACCACUGUGUUCUUGGGGGCCGUUAGUGCUGCAGACAUUUUUCGAUACCCAUCCCCAGAUCUGUGCCGUGACACAAUUCUGCCUCAGAGCGCUACAGAGAAUUAUUUUGACCUCAUUGUCUUGGCUUUUUGUCAAGCACUGUCAACUGUGGGACCUUUUUAUAUAGACAGGUGCCUUUCCAAAUCGUGUCCAAUCAAUUACAUUUACCACAGGUGGACUCCAAGUUGUAGAAACAUCAAGGAUGAUCAAUGGAAACAGGAUGCACCAGAGCUCAAUUUCAAGUCUCAUGGCAAUGGGUCUGAAUACUUAUGUAAAUCAUGUUUUUUAUUUUUAAUACAUUUGCAAAAAUGUUUUCGCAUUGUCAUUAUGGGAUAUUUUGUGCAGAUUGAAAUGUUUUAUUUACUCCAUUUAAAAGUCAAGUGGAUGAAUACUUUCCCAAUGCAUCAUUCAUUCGUGUUUCAUGAGGAAUUUGUCUCUGUAGAUGGACUUAAAGCUAAAUAAAAUGUAAGUUGUU